GCUCCAUUGAGAAGAAGAGGCAAAGAUGGCGUCUUCUAACAACCCUCGCAAAUUCAGCGAAAAAAUCGCGCUGCACAACCAGAAACAGGCGGAGGAGACCGCCGCUUUCGAGGAAGUGAUGAAGGACCUGAACAUCACCAGAGCCGCCCGGCUGCAGUUACAGAAGACCCAGUAUUUGCAGCUAGGGCAGAAUCGCGGACAGUACUAUGGAGGUUCACUGCCCAAUGUCAAUCAGAUUGGGAAUGGCAACAUUGACCUUCCUUUUCAGAACUCUGCGCUGGACACCAGCCGCAGCACCAGACACCACGGGCUGGUGGACCGCGUGUACCGCGACCGGAACCGCCUCACGUCCCCCCACCGCCGCCCCGCCACCGUGGACAAACACGGACGCCAGAUCGACAGCUGUCCCUACGGUUCAGUCUACCUGUCUCCUCCCCCCGACACCAGCUGGCGAAGGACUAAUUCGGACUCUGCCCUGCACCAGAGCACCAUGAACCCCAAACCCCAGGAGGUGUUCGCCAGCGGCUCGCAGGAGCUCCAGCCCAAGAGAGUGCUCCUGCUCACUGUGCCAGGGACAGAGAGUCCGGACUCGAACCCGGACCAGGACUCGCUAGAACAGAUGUGGGAUGACAAACAGGAUGAUUGUUCAAGCCCUAAAGUGUGCGAUGUCCCAGGAAUCAACAUCUUCCCGUCUCCAGACCUGGAGGUGAACCCGUCCGUGCUCCCGGCGGGCCACAACACGGGGGGCUCCCUGCCCGACCUCACCAACAUCCAGUUCCCCCCGCCGCUGGCCACCCCGCUGGACCCCGACGACGCCGUCUCCUUCCCCUCCCUGGGCUCCGCCGGCAGCACCGGCAGCCUGUCCGCCGACCACGCCCACCUGGGCGUCGGCUCCCCCGGCCACGGUAUGCCGGCCUCCUCCCAGUCCAUGACCCCCUCCCAGCGGAGGCAGCCCUCGGUGCUGCCCCUCACCCUCAGCUCAGACCUCUCCCUCCAGCAGUCACCCCAGCAGCUCUCCCCCACCCUGUCCUCCCCCGGACACCUCAACCAGGCGGUGCCCAUGGAGGCCCUGUCCCUGGAGCUGCAGCUCUCCCAGUACCCCCUGUUCAGCCAGCUGACCGCCCAGGCCCAGGCGCAGCUGCUCAGCGACCUGCACAAGCAGCAGCAGCAGCAGCAGCAGCAGCAGAGCCUGCCUCAGGGCAUCAGGCUCAUCACCCUGCCCUCGGCCGCCACCGACGGCCUGAACCACGACGGCUCCAACAUCAACAUCAACAUCAGCUCGUACCGCAAUCAGUCUGGCUCCCCAGCCAAUCAGUCUCCGACCUCCCCCGUCUCCAAUCAAGGCUUCUCUCCGGGAGGCUCGCCCCAACACAUUCCCGUCGUUGGCAGCAUAUUCGGUGACUCAUUCUACGACCAGCAGCUGGCGUCCAGGCAGACCAACGCCCUCUCCCAUCAGCUGGAGCAGUUCAACAUGAUCGAGAACCCCAUCAGCUCGGCCAGCCUGUUCAGCCAGUGCUCCACCCUCAACUACACCCAGGCGGCCAUGAUGGGGCUCACAGGCAGCAGCCUGCAGGACUCUCAGCAGCUUGGAUACAGUAACCACGGCAACAUCCCCAAUAUCAUCCUCACAGUCACGGGCGAGUCUCCGCCCAGCCUCUCCAAGGAGCUGUCCAACUCGCUGGCGGGCGUGGGCGACGUCAGCUUCGACGCCGACUCCCAGUUCCCAUUGGACGAGCUGAAGAUCGACCCCCUGACGCUAGACGGACUGCACAUGCUCAACGACCCCGACAUGGUUCUGACCGACCCUGCCACGGAGGACGCCUUCAGGAUGGACCGCCUGUGAUGACGCUGCCGGGGGCGGGGCCACACCUGCACCAACCGGGAGCGAGGACGGGGGCGGGGCAUAAACAUACCGACUUGUGAUUGGAGUGU
This is a messenger RNA of Gadus chalcogrammus (walleye pollock), 1932 nucleotides long. It is a transcript of the gene crtc1b, whose product is annotated as CREB regulated transcription coactivator 1b. Gene Ontology annotation, biological process: protein homotetramerization; positive regulation of transcription by RNA polymerase II. The coding region runs from base 26 to 1843 and encodes 605 amino acids. NCBI's taxonomy places the organism in Eukaryota, Metazoa, Chordata, Actinopteri, Gadiformes, Gadidae. The record is from RefSeq and is a predicted model, not a curated record. Gene Ontology annotation, molecular function: cAMP response element binding protein binding. Gene Ontology annotation, cellular component: cytoplasm; nucleus. The transcript is spliced from 14 exons.